This is a messenger RNA of Chrysochloris asiatica (Cape golden mole), 1419 nucleotides long. RefSeq names its product BPI fold containing family B, member 1 (gene BPIFB1). The transcript is spliced from 15 exons. Gene Ontology annotation, molecular function: lipid binding. The record is from RefSeq and is a predicted model, not a curated record. NCBI's taxonomy places the organism in Eukaryota, Metazoa, Chordata, Mammalia, Afrosoricida, Chrysochloridae. Bases 1 to 1419 code for a protein of 472 amino acids.
AUGGCCAGUCCGUGGACCUUCACCCUCAUCUGUGGUUUGCUGGCAGCUUCUUUGGUACAAGCCACCCUCCUCCCCCCUGCAGUUCUCAGCCUAGGCCCAGAAGUCAUCAAAGAAAAGUUGACAGAGGAGCUGAAGGAGCAUGACGCCGUCAGCAUCCUCCAGCAGUUGCCCUUGCUCGAUGCCAUGCAAGAGUCAUCUGACGGCAUCAUGAGCAGCCUGGUGAACUCCAUCCUGAAAUAUAUUGUCUGGCUAAAAGUCACCUCUGCCAGCAUCCUGCAGCUUCAGGUGCAACCCUUGAUGGAUGGUCAGGAGUUAAUGGUCAAGAUUCCACUAGACAUGGUGGCUGGAUUCAACACGCCACUGGUCAAGAGCAUCGUGGAGAUGCACAUGGAGACUGAGGUCCUAGCCAUCAUCCAAGUGGAGAGCAACGGGCAGGGCCAUGCCCGCCUCAUCCUCAGCAGCUGUUCCAAUAGCCAAGGGAGCCUGCGCAUCAGCCUCCUACACAAGCUCUCCUUUCUGGUCAACUCCUUUGCAAACAAAGUCAUGAAUCUCCUGGUGCCAGCCCUGCCCAAACUGGUGAAAAGUCAGCUGUGUCCUGUGAUCCAGACAUCCUUGAAGGACAUGUAUGCUGACCUCCUGCGCCUGGUGCGAGUGCCCGUUUCCCUAGGCUUUAACCGCCUGGAGUUCGACCUUUUGUCUUCUGCCAUCAAGAGUAAUGUCAUCCAGCUCAGCCUGAAGGCCAAACUGUUGGACUCCCAAGGACAGGUGACCAAUUGGUUCAAUGGCUCUUCAACAUCUCUGACUAUUCCCUCCCUGGACAGCACCCCCUUCAGCCUCAUUGUGAGGCAGGAUGUGUUGAAUGCUGCAAUGGCUGCCCUGCUCCCUCCAGAAGAACUUGCAGUGCUAUUGGACUACGUGCUUCCCGAGCUAGCCCAACAGCUGAAGUCAAGCAUCAAGGUGAUCAAUGAAAAGGCUGCGGAUCAGCUGGGGCCCACACAGAUUGUGAAGAUCUUACUUCAGGAAAGCCCCAAGCUCCUUUUGAGCCAGGGCACUGCCAAGGUGGCUCAGCUGAUCAUAUUGGAGAUGUUUGCCACCAAUGAAGUCCGCCGUCCUCUCUUCACUCUGGGCAUUGAAGCUAGUUCUGAAGCUCAGUUUUACACUGAAGGUGAUCAACUUAUGCUCAACUUAAAUGAAAUCAGCGCUGAUCGGAUCCAACUGAUGAACUCAGGGAUUGGCUUGUUCAACCCUGAGCUUCUGAAAGACAUUGUCACCGAGACCCUGCUUUCCAUCCUGCUGCCUAAUGAGAAUGGCAAACUAAGAUCCGGAAUCCCAAUUUCAGUGAUGAAGGAUUUGGGAUUUGAGGCAGCUGCAUGUUCUGUGACCAAGGACGCCCUUGUGCUCACCCCAGCCUCCUCAUAG